AGGUACAGAGGGGAUGAGACGUGUCCCCAGCGCUCUCCCAGUUCGCUGAAAAUAUCUGGGUCCAGGGCCUGAUUCCCACACCCGGGCCAGCCCUGCCGUGUGAGGGCGGAGGCCAGCUGCUACAGUCGGGGCCACUGCAAAGCCAUGGGGCCCCCGUGAACCGCCCAGCCUGGAUUUGCCCUGUGGGGUUCAGGGCACGGCCCUGCAGAACCAUCUGUUCAUGGAUGAGUGCGGUGAACCCAGUGUCUCCGGGAACCAUUGUCUGUCUGGUUUUUCAUCUUGGCUGCCGGGAAGCCCAGAGUCAGAGCUCACUUCCCCAGGCGACUCAAGUGUCUCCACCUGCUUAAGGAACGGUCUCGACCAGCCACUCACCUUCUCUGUCAGUCAUGUGUGUUGGCAUUACCUGCUUUGCCUCUUCUGCGCCUGUUUUCCCGAUGUCAUCGAGUUGGUUAUUCAUGGCGUUUUCAUUCAGUGCAGCAGAGAACUCAGAAUGGAUUACCCACUGUGAUGGAUCACUGUCGGGAAUGCUUUGGGCUGUAGGUACCGGAACCCCAGCCGAGUGUUUCUCCUGUAACAAGGAGUCUGCAGCUCCUGUCCGAAACCCCAGUGCCGUGAUAGGGAGUGGAAGCGGUGGAGUGGACCUUCUCUUCCUGCCCCUGCACUUAGUGUGUACCCCAGGAAGUGCAGUGACUCUCCGCCUCCUCCACGUUGCAUUGCCGCCAAAGCUGGUUUUUCCAGAAGAUGAAGGGAAAUGCUGAGAGAGGCAGAAAGCAACUGAUCCCAGAGGACAGCGGUGCAAGAAGACGUCAAGAUGACCAUUACAUCGGACGUCAGAUUAGAGUACUUGGAGGGAGUCGCUGCCAUCAUGCUUAAGUUCAAGCCAGACAAGUGGGGCAAAAUGCUGGGAGCGGAGGAGAACCUGGCCUUAUUCACGGAAUUCUUCGAGAAGCCGGACGUCUUGGUUCUGGUGCUGACGCUCAACCCCGCCGGCAUGAUCAUACCCUGCCUGGGCUUCCCGGCGUCCCUCAAGUCCAAAGGGGUUUACUUCGUCAAGAAGCAACCUGAGAACAUCAGCAAGACCAACUACAAGGAGAGUCUGAUCUAUGGGGACAUCAGCCCCACGCCUGUGGACCAGCUGAUAGCGACUGUGGAGGAGGUCCUCUACUCUCUGCUAAACCAAAGUGAAAACCUGAGUGGAUGGCCCCGGGUGGUCUCAGAAGACAUUGUCAAACAAGUCCACAAGCUGAAGAAUGAAAUGUUUGUCAUGGGGGGCAAGAUCAAAGGGAAGACGCUACUGCCCAUCCCUGAGCACCUGGGUAGUCUGGACGGCACGCCGGAGUCCAUGGAGAGGCUUCCCUCUUCCCUGGACAGCUUUCUGCUGCACGCCAUCGAAACCAUCAUCAUCGACUGGUCCCACCAGAUCAGGGACGUGCUGAGCAAAGACUCAGCCCAGGACCUGCUGGACGGGCUGCACCCCCUACCCCGAGUCGAGUUUGAGUUCUGGAACGCCCGGCUGAUGAAUCUCAAGUGCAUCCAUGACCAGCUAAACAGGCCCAAGGUGAACAAAAUAGUUGAGAUCCUGGAAAAAGCCAAAAGCUGCUACUGGCCAGCCCUGCAAAACGUGUACAUGAGCGUCACUGAAGGGCUGCAGGAAGCCAACGACAUCGUGCUGUACCUGACGCCGCUGCGCGUCCUGCUGGAGGAGAUGGAGCAGGCCGACUUCACAGUGCUGCCAGCCUUCAUCGCCAAGGUGCUGUACACCCUCUGCUUCAUCUGGGCCACCUCCGACCACUACAUCACCCCCUCCAGGAUCAUCGUCAUCCUGCAGGAGUUCUGCAACCAGAUCAUUGACAUGACACGGACUUACCUGAGCCCAGAAGAGGUGCUGAAAGGCUUGCAGGGCGAAACCGAGGAGAUCCUGAAUGGUAUCUCUCUGUCUGUGAACAUUUUGAAGGAGCUCUACCGGACCUACGACUUCUGCUGCGCAAACAUGAAGCUUUUCUUCAAGGAAGACAAACAGCUGGUGCCUUGGGAAUUCCCUUCUUCUUUUGCGUUUUCCAGAAUGAAUUCUUUCUUUCAUCGCAUCCAGACCAUUGAGGACCUCUAUAAAACGGCUAUCGAGUUCCUGAAGCUGGAGAAGAUCGAGCUCGGGGGAGUGAGAGGGAACAUCCUGGCAAACCUGGUCACUCAGAUUUACGACGAGGUCUUUGAGCUGGUGAAGGUGUUUGCUGACUGCAAAUACGACCCCUUGGACCCGGAAGAUUCGAGUUUUGAUGAUGAUUACGCUGAUUUUGAGACCAAAAUUCAAGAUCUGGAUAGGAGGCUGGCCACGAUCUUCUGCCAAGCGUUCGACGACUACAAUUCAAUCGAGUCGUGCGCAAAGCUCCUGUACAUGUGUGGGGGCCUGUUGGAGCGGCCUCUGAUUCUCAUCGAGGUGGUGCCCCGGUAUUCGGUCAUGCUGGGCAUGUUUGACGCCGAGCUGGACAACACCAAGAUGUUGUACGAUGCCCAGAUUGCAGCCUCCGCAGACGGGAAUAUCCCCCCAAUCCACAGAAACAUGCCCCCCGUGGCCGGGCAGCUCAAGUGGAGCCUGGAGCUGCAGGAGCGGCUGGAGGCACCCAUGCGGGACCUGAGGCGCAUAGAGCAUCCGGUCAUGUCCAGCGUGGAGGCCAAGCUGAUCUUCCAGAAAUACGCCGAGAUGAUGGAGCUGCUGAGGAAGUACCGCGAGCGGAUCUACCAGCAGUGGGUGGCUCGCGUGGACCAGGAUUGCCACUUCAACCUGGGGCAGCCCCUCAUACAGAGGGACCCCCUCACAAACCUCGUCCACGUCAACUUCAGCAAGGCGUUGGUGGCAGUUCUGAGAGAGGUCAAGUACUUGAACUUCCAGCAACAAAAAGAGAUUCCAAUGAGCGCUGAGAAUCUGUUCUCACAGCACGAGACCUUCUGGAAGUUUGUGGGCAACUUGGAGCUCAUUGUUGGCUGGUACAACGAGAUAAAGACCACCAUGAUGAAUGAAGAGUUUCCACUAAUACAGUCAGAAUUGGAAGCAAUCGACGUCAAAUUACUGGGCGCUGAAACGACAUUGUUCUGGAAUGGCAAAGGUGUGUUUGAAUAUAUUCAGGAGAUGCGAGAAAUUCUCUACAACUUGCAGAACAGGAUCCAGAAAGCCAAGCAAAACAUAGAGGCCAUCUCCCAGGCCAUGAAGGAUUGGUCGGCCAACCCGUUGUUCGAAAGAAAGGACAACAAGAAAGAGGCCCUGUUAGACUUGGACGGAAGGCUCGUCACCCUCAACAGACGCUACACCGCAGUCAAGGAAGCCGGCCUGAGGAUCCACGCCAUGGUGGCGGAAAACGCAGAGCUGUUCAGAGCGGACACCACGAGCCAGUCCUGGAGAGAUUAUGUCAGCUACAUUGACUACCUGGUCUUAGACGAAUUUGACAAUUUCAUUCGAAAAUCUCUAAAUUACUUCAUGGACAACAUGGUUAUGGAUGAGAACGUCGCACCGCUGUUUGAGGUCCACAUGGAGUUGGACGACGACGGGCUGGUCUUCAGUCCAUCCAUGGAGAUCGGCGCGGACCACAGCUUCCUGGCGCUCGUCGAGAGCCUGAUCAACGACAUCUACAACGUGGCCAAGCUCAUCCCCCGACUGAAGAGCAGACUGAACUACAAGUCAGACCUGGAAGACAUGGGGGAUCUCAUAGAUAUGCGGGAGGAGAUCUCCAACCUGGUCGUCAGUGCCAUGAAGGAGGCGCAGGAAUACCAGGACUCCUUCGAGAGGUACUCCUAUCUCUGGACGGACAACCUCCAGGAGUGCAUGAAGAAUUUCCUCCUCUACGGCCAUGCGGUCACCCAGGACGACUGGGACAUCCGGGCCGAGGACUUUGUCCCCAAGUCGCCACCCACCCUCACUCAGUUCCAGCAGCAGAUCGACUCCUAUGAGAAGCUGUACGAAGAAGUGUCCAAGUGCGAAAACACCAAGGUGUUCAGCGGCUGGCUGCAGUGUGACUGCCGCCCCUUCAAGCAAGGCCUGCUCAAUACCAUCAAGCGCUGGAGCUUUAUGUUCAAGCGUCACCUGAGCAACCACGUCCUCAGUAGCCUCAGUGACCUGGAAGCCUUCAUGAAAGUCUCCAGGAUGGGCUUAAUGAAGCCCCUCAAGGAAGGUGAUUAUGAUGGUCUCGUGAAGGUGAUGGGGCAUCUGAUGAAGGUCAAGGAAAGGCAGGUGGCGACUGACACCAUGUUUCAGCCCCUGAAGCAAACCAUUGAGCUGCUCAAGACCUACGGGGAGGAGCUGCCCGAGGAGACACACGUGAAGCUGCAGGAGCUGCCGGAGCAGUGGACCAACACCAAGAAGCUGGCCAUCCAGGUGAAACAGAAUGUGGCACCUCUCCAGGCCAAUGAGGUCAACAUCCUGAGGCGCAAGUGCCAGCAGUUCGAGCUCAAGCAGCACGAGUUCAGGGAGACGUUCAGGCAAGAAGCCCCAUUCACCUUCAGAGACCCCGACCCCUACGAGUCCCUGAAUAAGCAACAAAACAGCCUCAUGGCCAUGGAGAGCGUCAUGGAGGCGCUGUGCCAGUCCGGGAGCCUGUUCGAAGUCCCCGUCCCCGAUUACAAGCAGCUCAAAGCUUGUCGCAAAGAGGUCUGCCUGCUGAAGGAGCUCUGGGACAUGAUCAUCAUGGUGAACACCAGCAUCGACGACUGGAAGACCACGAAGUGGAAAGACAUCAACGUGGAGCAGAUGGACAUCGACUGUAAGAAGUUUGCCAAAGACAUGAGGUCUUUGGACAAGGAGAUGAAGACCUGGGAUGCCUUCUUGGGACUGGACAACACAGUGAAGAACAUGAUCACCUCCCUGCACGCCGUGAGCGAGCUGCAGAACCCCGCCAUCCGGGAGCGCCACUGGCAGCAGCUCAUGCAGGCCACCCAGGUGAAGUUCAACAUGUCAGAGGACACUACCCUGGCGGAUUUACUGCAGCUGAACCUACACAAAUACGAGGACGAGGUCCAGAAUAUUGUGGACAAAGCUGUGAAGGAGUCCGGGAUGGAGAAGGUGCUGAAAGCCCUGGACAGCACCUGGUCCACCAUGGUGUUUGAGCACGAGCCACACCCGCGGACCGGCACCAUGUUGCUCAAGUCGGACGAGGUGCUGGUGGAGACGCUGGAGGACAACCAGGUGCAGCUGCAGAACCUGAUGAUAUCCAAGUACCUGUCCCACUUCCUGAAGGAGGUGACAAGCUGGCAGCAGAAGCUAUCCACAGCAGACUCGGUCAUCUCCAUCUGGUUUGAGGUCCAGAGAACCUGGAGCCACCUGGAGAGCAUCUUCAUUGGUUCCGAAGACAUCCGCACCCAGCUGCCCGAGGACUCCAGGAGCUUCGACGACAUUGACGUGGAGUUCAAGGCCUUGAUGGCAGACGCGGUGAAGACACCCAACGUGGUGGAAGCCACCAACAAACCCGGUCUCUAUGACAAACUUGAGAAUAUGAAAAAGAGGCUGGCUGUGUGCGAAAAGGCCUUGGCGGAAUACUUAGAGACAAAAAGACUGGCUUUCCCAAGGUUCUACUUUGUCUCCUCGGCUGAUCUCCUGGACAUUCUCUCCAACGGAAAUGACCCUGUGGAGGUGAGCCACCACCUGUCCAAACUCUUCGACAGUCUGUGCAAACUCAAGUUCAGACUCGAUGCCAACGAAAAACCACUCAAAGUUGGCCUGGGCAUGUACAGCAAGGAGGACGAGUAUGUGGAUUUCGAUCGCGAGUGUGACCUCUCAGGGCAGGUGGAAGUCUGGCUGAACCGAGUGUUGGACCGGAUGUGCGCCACCCUCCGAUUCGAAAUCCCAGAAGCUGUGGUGACAUAUGAGGAGAAGCCCAGGGAGCAGUGGAUCUUUGACUACCCCGCUCAGGUGGCGCUCACGUGCACUCAGAUUUGGUGGACCACGGAGGUGGGCAUGGCAUUUGCGCGGCUGGAGGAAGGAUACGAGAACGCUAUCAAAGAUUACAACAAAAAGCAGAUCAGUCAGCUGAACGCGCUCAUCACGCUGCUCAUCGGGAACCUGAACGCCGGCGACAGGAUGAAGAUCAUGACCAUCUGCACCGUCGACGUGCACGCCCGGGACGUGGUGGCCAAACUGAUCUCGGCCAAGGUGGAGAGCUCGCAGGCCUUCACCUGGCAGUCCCAGCUCCGGCAUCGCUGGGACGAAGAGAAGAGGCACUGCUUCGCCAACAUCUGCGACGCCCAGAUCCAGUACUCCUACGAGUACCUGGGUAACACGCCGCGGCUGGUCAUCACCCCGCUCACCGAUCGAUGCUACAUAACUUUGACCCAGUCUCUCCACCUGAUCAUGGGUGGAGCCCCCGCUGGCCCUGCCGGGACUGGCAAGACAGAGACGACCAAGGACCUGGGCAGGGCAUUGGGCACCAUGGUGUAUGUCUUCAACUGCUCCGAGCAGAUGGACUACAAGUCCUGUGGAAACAUCUACAAGGGCCUGGCCCAGACCGGAGCCUGGGGCUGCUUUGACGAGUUUAACCGAAUCUCUGUGGAGGUCUUGUCUGUGAUCGCUGUGCAGGUGAAAUGUGUCCAGGAUGCCAUCCGGGCCAAGAAGAAGAAGUUCAGCUUCCUGGGGGAGAUGAUAACCCUCAUCCCCACCGUCGGCAUCUUUAUCACCAUGAACCCUGGGUACGCGGGGCGCACGGAGCUGCCCGAGAACCUGAAGGCCUUGUUCAGGCCCUGUGCCAUGGUCGUCCCCGACUUUGAGCUCAUCUGUGAGAUCAUGCUGGUGGCCGAGGGCUUUCUGGAGGCCCGCCUUCUGGCCAGGAAGUUCAUCACGCUCUACACCUUGUGCAAAGAGCUGCUGUCGAAGCAGGAUCACUAUGACUGGGGCCUGAGGGCCAUCAAGUCUGUGCUGGUGGUGGCCGGCUCGCUGAAGAGGGGCGACCCCAGCCGGGCAGAGGACCAAGUGCUCAUGAGGGCGCUGAGGGACUUCAACAUCCCCAAGAUCGUGACCGACGAUCUGCCCGUGUUCAUGGGGCUGAUUGGGGACCUCUUCCCGACCCUGGACGUGCCUCGGAAACGGGACCUGAAUUUUGAAAAGAUCAUCAAGCAGAGCAUCGUGGAGCUCAGGCUGCAGGCGGAAGACAGCUUCCUGCUGAAGGUUGUGCAGCUAGAGGAGCUGCUGCAAGUGCGUCACUCGGUGUUCGUCAUUGGGAACGCAGGCAGCGGCAAGUCUCAGGUUCUCAGAUCUCUCAACAAGACCUACCAGAACCUGAAGAGGAAGCCAGUCGCAGUGGACCUGGACCCCAAGGCCGUCACCUGCGAUGAGCUCUUUGGCAUCAUCAACCCAGCGACCAGGGAAUGGAAAGACGGCCUUUUUUCCUCCAUUAUGCGGGACCUGGCCAACAUCACUCACGAUGGCCCCAAGUGGAUAGUCCUGGACGGGGACAUAGACCCUAUGUGGAUUGAAUCUCUCAACACUGUCAUGGAUGACAACAAGGUCCUCACCCUGGCCAGCAACGAGCGGAUCCCGCUGAACCGCACCAUGAGGCUGGUGUUUGAGAUCAGCCACCUGAGGACAGCCACGCCGGCCACCGUCUCUAGAGCCGGCAUUCUUUACGUCAACCCUGCGGAUCUAGGAUGGAACCCGGUGGUGAGCAGCUGGAUUGAGAGGCGCAAGGUGCAGUCUGAAAAGGCAAACCUGAUGAUCCUCUUCGACAAGUACCUGCCCACCUGCCUGGACAAGCUGCGCUUCGGGUUUAAGAAGAUCACGCCUGUGCCUGAGAUCACGGUCAUCCAGACGAUCCUGAACCUGCUGGAGUGCCUCCUCACGGAGAAGAGCACGCCGCCCGACUCCCCCAAGGAGCUGUACGAGCUCUACUUCGUGUUCGCCUGCUUCUGGGCCUUUGGGGGGGCCAUGUUCCAGGACCAGCUUGUAGACUAUCGCGUCGAGUUCAGCAAAUGGUGGAUCAAUGAAUUCAAAACGAUCAAGUUCCCCUCACAGGGAACCAUCUUUGACUACUACCUAGACCCUGACACUAAAAAGUUCCUGCCCUGGACGGACAAAGUGCCCCCCUUUGAGCUGGACCCUGAUAUUCCACUGCAGGCCUCCCUGGUGCACACCACGGAAACCAUCCGUAUCCGCUACUUCAUGGACCUGCUCAUGGAGAAGUCGUGGCCGGUGAUGCUGGUGGGGAACGCAGGGUCGGGCAAGUCGGUGCUGAUGGGUGACAAGCUGGAGAGCCUGAGCACUGACGACUACUUAGUGCAGGCUGUGCCCUUCAACUUCUACACCACCUCCGCUAUGCUGCAGGGGGUUCUUGAGAAGCCGCUAGAGAAGAAAUCAGGGAGGAACUUCGGGCCGCCAGGCACCAAGAAGCUGAUCUACUUCAUCGACGACAUGAAUAUGCCCGAGGUGGACAAAUAUGGGACGGUGGCCCCGCACACCCUCAUCCGGCAGCACAUGGACCACGGGCACUGGUAUGACAGGCAGAAGCUGACACUGAAGGAGAUCCACAACUGUCAGUAUGUGGCUUGCAUGAACCCCACCUCCGGGUCCUUCACCAUCGACCCCAGACUUCAGCGGUACUUCUGCGUGUUUGCCGUGAGCUUUCCAGGCCAGGAGGCCCUCACAACCAUCUACAGCACGAUCCUGAGCCAACACCUGGCCUCCCGCUCGGUCCCCAUACUGGUCCAGAGGAUAAGCAGCCAGCUGGUGGCCUCAGCCCUGGCCCUGCAUCAGAAAGUCACCGCAACAUUCCUUCCCACGGCCAUCAAGUUUCAUUACGUCUUCAACCUCAGGGACCUCUCCAACAUCUUCCAGGGGAUCCUAUUCUCCACGGCAGAGAUCCUGAAAACCCCGCUUGACCUUGUCCGCCUCUGGCUACAUGAAGCUGAAAGAGUGUAUGGCGACAAAAUGGUUGAGGAGAAAGACCAAGAAACACUGUACAGAGUCACCGUCGCUUCCACCAAGAAAUUCUUUGAUGAUCUUGGUGAUGAGGUCUUAUUUGCCAAACCCAGGAUCUUCUGCCACUUUGCUCACGGGAUCGGUGAUGCCAAAUACCUCCCGGUCACCAACAUGGCUCACCUGAACAAGAUUCUCGUGGACGCCCUGGACGGUUACAAUGAGGCCAACGCAGUCAUGAGCUUGGUGCUGUUUGAGGACGCGGUGUCGCAUGUCUGCAGGAUCAACCGGAUCCUAGAGUCCCCCCGUGGGAACGCCCUGCUAGUGGGCGUGGGCGGCAGCGGCAAGCAGAGCCUCUCGCGCCUGGCCGCCUUCAUCAGCUCCCUGGAUGUGUUCCAGAUCACCCUCAGGAAGGGCUACGGGGUCCCAGACCUCAAGAUUGACCUGGGCGCUCAGUACAUAAAGGCGGCGGUGAAGAACGUCCCCUCCGUGUUCCUGAUGACAGACUCCCAGGUGGCUGAGGAGCAGUUUCUGGUGCUGAUCAACGACCUGCUGGCCUCAGGGGAGAUCCCGGGGCUGUUUGGGGACGACGACAUGGACAGCAUCAUCUCCUCCAUGCGCCCGCACGUGAAGUCCCUCGGCAUGACCGACACUCGGGAAGCGUGCUGGAAAUUCUUCAUUGAGAAAGUACGCAGGCAGCUUAAGGUGAUUCUGUGUUUCUCCCCCGUGGGCUCCGUCCUGCGUGUGCGGGCAAGAAAAUUCCCUGCUGUGGUGAACUGCACGGCCAUCGACUGGUUCCAUGAGUGGCCAGAGGAGGCCCUGGUGUCCGUCAGCGCCCGCUUCCUACAGGAAACUGAGGGGGUUCAGCCGGAGUUCAAGGACUCCAUCAGCCUCUUCAUGGCCUACGUGCACACAACCGUCAACGAGAUGUCCAAGGUGUACUUGGCCACCGAGCGGCGCUUCAACUACACCACGCCCAAAACCUUCCUGGAGCAGAUCAAACUCUACCAGAACCUGCUGGCCAAGAAGAAGUUGGAGCUGGUGGCCAAAAUCGAAAGGCUAGAAAACGGGCUGAUGAAACUGCAGAGCACGGCUUCUCAGGUGGAUGAUUUAAAAGCCAAGCUGGCAAUUCAGGAGAUUGAGCUCAAGCAGAAGAACGAGAAUGCGGACAAGUUGAUCCACGUGGUGGGAGUGGAAACGGAGAAGGUCAGCAAGGAGAAGGCCAUUGCCGAUGAGGAAGAAGUGAAGGUGGAAGUAAUCAACAAGAAUGUCGCUGAGAAACAAAAGGCUUGCGAGACAGACCUGGCCAAGGCAGAGCCUGCCCUGCUGGCCGCACAGGAAGCUCUUGACACUCUGAAUAAGAACAACCUGACAGAGCUGAAGUCUUUCGGGUCCCCGCCGGACGCCGUGGUCAACGUCAUGGCCGCCGUGAUGAUUCUGACCGCGCCUGGGGGCAAGAUCCCCAAGGACAAGAGCUGGAAGGCUGCGAAAAUCAUGAUGGGCAAAGUGGACACGUUCCUGGACUCCCUGAAAAAGUUUGACAAGGAGCACAUCCCCGAGGCCUGCCUGAAAGCCUUUACGCCCUACCAAGGCAACCCGACGUUCGACCCCGAGUUCAUCCGCUCCAAGUCCACGGCGGCCGCGGGCCUGUGCUCCUGGUGCAUCAACAUUGUCCGCUUCUACGAGGUCUACUGCGACGUGGCCCCCAAGAGACAGGCCCUGGAGGAGGCUAAUGCAGAGCUGGCAGAGGCUCACGAGAAGCUCUCCCGGAUCAAGAACAAGGUUGCCGAACUCAAUGCCAACCUGAGCAACCUAACAUCCGCAUUCGAAAAGGCAACAGCUGAGAAAAUCAAGUGCCAACAGGAGGCCGAUGCCACCAACAGGGUGAUCUCGCUGGCCAACAGGCUCGUGGGAGGACUGGCGUCGGAAAACGUCCGCUGGGCUGAAUCGGUGGAGAACUACAAGAGCCAGGGGGUCACCUUGUACGGGGACGUCCUGCUGAUUUCCGCCUUCGUCUCCUACGUGGGCUAUUUCACCAAGAAAUACCGAAACGAGCUGAUGGAGAAGUUUUGGAUCCCUUAUAUAAAACAAUUAAAGGUCCCCAUCCCCAUCACGGAAGGUCUGGACCCCUUGAGGCUGCUGACUGACGACGCCGAUGUGGCCACUUGGAACAACCAGGGACUCCCCAGUGACCGCAUGUCCACUGAGAACGCCACCAUCCUGUGCCACACCGAACGCUGGCCCCUCAUCGUGGAUGCCCAGCUGCAAGGAAUCAAGUGGAUCAAGAACAAAUACCAGAAUGAGCUGAAAGCCAUCCGCCUGGGACAGAAGAGCUACCUGGACAUCAUCGAGCAGGCCAUCUCAGAAGGGGACACCUUGCUUAUCGAGAACAUUGGUGAAACCGUGGACCCCGUUCUGGACCCUCUCCUGGGCAGGAACACGAUUAAAAAGGGAAAGUUCAUUAAGAUCGGGGACAAGGAGGUCGAGUACCACCCCACAUUCCGCCUCAUCCUGCACACCAAGCAAUUCAACCCCCACUACAAGCCCGAGAUGCAGGCCCAGUGCACCCUCAUCAACUUCCUGGUCACCAGGGAUGGCCUCGAGGACCAGCUCCUGGCCGCUGUGGUGGCCAAAGAGCGCCCAGAUCUAGAGCAGCUGAAGGCGAACCUCACCAAGUCCCAGAACGAGUUUAAGAUUGUUCUGAAAGAGCUGGAGGACUCCCUGCUGGCCCGGCUGUCGGCCGCAUCCGGGAACUUCCUGGGAGACACCACCCUAGUAGAGAACCUGGAGACCACCAAACACACAGCCAAUGAAAUUGAGGAGAAGGUGCAAGAGGCAAAAAUCACAGAGGUUAAAAUCAAUGAGGCAAGAGAGAACUACCGGCCAGCUGCGGAGAGGGCGUCCCUGCUGUACUUCAUCCUGAACGACCUCAAUAAGAUUAACCCCAUAUACCAGUUCUCCCUCAAGGCCUUCAACGUGGUCUUCGAGAAAGCCAUCCAGAAGACGGCCCCCGCCGAGGAGGUCAAACAGCGAGUGAUGAACCUGAUGGACGAGAUCACCUAUUCCAUCUACAUGUACACGGCCCGCGGGCUCUUCGAGCGGGACAAGCUCAUUUUCCUGGCACAAGUGGCGUUUCAGGUCUUGUCCAUGAAGAAGGAGCUGAAUCCCAGCGAGCUGGACUUCCUCUUGCGGUUCCCUUUCAAGGCCGGGCUCGUGUCGCCCGUGGACUUCCUGCAGCCUCAGGGGUGGGGCGGCAUCAAGGCUCUCUCGGAGAUGGAUGAGUUCAAAAACCUGGACAGCGACAUUGAAGGAUCCGCCAAGCGGUGGAAGAAGCUCGUGGAGUCAGAAGCCCCAGAAAAGGAAAUCUUCCCGAAGGAAUGGAAGAACAAGACGGCCCUACAGAAGCUGUGCAUGGUGCGGUGCAUGAGGCCCGACCGCAUGACCUACGCCGUCAAGAACUUCGUGGAGGAGAAGAUGGGCAGCAAGUUCGUGGAGGGCCGGAGCGUGGAGUUCUCCAAGUCCUACGAGGAGAGCAGCCCCUCCACGCCGAUCUUCUUCAUCCUUUCCCCAGGGGUCGACCCCCUGAAAGACGUGGAAGCCCUAGGGAAAAAGCUGAAAUUCACCAUAGACAAUGGGAAACUCCACAACGUGUCCCUGGGGCAGGGACAAGAGGUGGUGGCGGAGAACGCUCUGGACGUGGCUGCAGAGAAGGGACACUGGGUCAUUCUGCAGAACAUCCACCUGGUCGCCCGGUGGCUGAGCACCCUGGACAAGAAGGUGGAACGGUACAGCGUGGGCAGCCACGAGGACUACCGUGUGUUCAUGAGCGCGGAGCCCGCCCCCGGCCCCGAGUCCCACAUCAUCCCUCAGGGCAUCCUGGAAAACGCCAUCAAAAUCACCAACGAGCCGCCCACGGGCAUGCACGCCAACCUGCACAAGGCCCUGGACCUCUUCACCCAGGACACUCUGGAGAUGUGCACCAAGGAGCUAGAGUUCAAGUGCAUCCUCUUCGCCCUGUGCUACUUUCACGCUGUGGUGGCCGAGAGGCGCAAGUUUGGGGCACAGGGCUGGAACAGGUCGUACCCCUUCAACAACGGGGACCUCACCAUCUCCGUCAACGUGCUCUACAACUACCUGGAGGCCAACGCCAAGGUGCCUUGGGACGACCUCCGCUACCUUUUUGGUGAAAUCAUGUACGGCGGCCACAUCACGGAUGAUUGGGACCGCCGGCUGUGCAGGACGUAUCUGGUGGAAUACAUCCGCACAGAGAUGCUGGAGGGGGAGGUGCAGCUGGCCCCGGGGUUUCUUAUCCCCCCAAGCCUGGACUACAAGAGUUAUCAUGAAUACAUCGAUGAGAACCUGCCCCCCGAGAGUCCCUACCUGUACGGCCUGCACCCCAAUGCAGAGAUCGGCUUUUUAACGGUCACCUCGGAGAAGCUGUUCCGUACUGUCCUGGAAAUGCAGCCCAAAGAGACGGACUCAGGAGCAGGCACCGGCGUGUCCCGCGAGGAGAAGGUGAAGGCUGUGCUGGAUGAGAUCCUUGAGAAGAUCCCAGAGACGUUCAACAUGGCCGAGAUCAUGGCAAAGGCGGCUGAGAAGACCCCCUACGUGGUGGUUGCCUUUCAAGAAUGUGAACGAAUGAACAUCCUAACCAACGAAAUGCGCCGCUCGCUAAAGGAGCUCAACCUGGGGCUGAAGGGGGAGCUGACAACCACGACCGACAUGGAGGACCUGUGCACGGCUCUGUUCUACGAUACCGUGCCCGACACAUGGGUGGCCCGGGCCUACCCCUCCAUGAUGGGCCUGGCGGCCUGGUAUGCCGACCUGCUUCAGCGCAUCAGGGAGCUCGAGGCCUGGACGACGGACUUCGCCCUGCCCACCACCGUGUGGCUGGCCGGCUUCUUCAACCCCCAGUCCUUCCUCACGGCCAUCAUGCAGUCCAUGGCCAGGAAGAACGAGUGGCCGCUGGACAAGAUGUGUCUGUCUGUGGAAGUGACCAAGAAAAACAGGGAGGACAUGACGGCCCCCCCACGAGAGGGCGCCUACGUGUACGGGCUCUUCAUGGAAGGCGCUCGCUGGGACACCCAGACCGGGGUCAUCACUGAAGCGCGGCUGAAGGAGCUGACGCCGGCUGUGCCCGUCAUCUUCAUCAAGGCCAUCCCUGUGGACCGCAUGGAGACCAAGAAUGUAUAUGAGUGUCCCGUGUACAAAACACGCCUCCGCGGCCCCACCUACGUCUGGACCUUUAACCUGAAAACCAAAGAGAAGGCCGCGAAGUGGAUCCUGGCGGGCGUGGCGCUGCUGCUGCAGAUCUAGCUGGCGCCCGCCCGAGGCCACGCUCCCCAGAUGCGAACCGCACCUCAAGCUCACAGCUAGAGUGUCCACCUUGCAAGGGGUGCUGCCUUUUCCCUCCUACAUACUCAAGGCACAUGGUAACCGUGCCCACGUGGACUGGCCAGAGGGUGAGGGUAGCGUGGGAGAGGGGAUUCGGGUGGGAUUAAAACAAUGACGUCACUGAGUUGUGCCCAUCUGAUUCAUCUGAGCCAGCCUGCAGCUCGGCACCUGAUGGCCACCAGGGACCUGGCACAGGCUUGGGGACGAGGCCCCAAUUUGAAACAGCCGGGGCAACUGUCCCAGGAACCAAACCCCCAAAUCCUGACUUCCCAUAGGGACCACAAGCAGCAUACAGGGUGAGGGCAUGGCAGUCCCACCCCUUGGUCCUAUGCUACAUGCCAAAUGCUACAUGCCAAAGACCCACCAAGAAGGGGACAGGGCAUUUCGUCAUAAACAGGAGCGGCCACCUCUCCAGUCCCCUAAAGCAUUCCCCUUCUGUCACGGUAAGGCCGCCUCCACAAACGACUCCCCAGAGGUGCCGUUUCCACAUAGCUGAAGUGCUUCCACACCAACUGCCCACUUCCUGAAGGUGCUGGCAACAGGACAUAACGAACAGGGAUGCGGGGAGCAGCUCAGACGUGUGGGCGUCCUGGGAGGUCUCAGGCUUCCGCAAAGAAGUGCCCAAGCCCACGGGCCCCUUGGGCCGCUGCCUUCACCUCCGCCCCUCCUCAGUCACGGCAAGGGCGCGGGGGUGCGGGGCUGGUCAGACCGUGCCCAUGAGCAGUCCAGGGCGCUGCUCGGCACCAAGAAGCCCUGACUUCCUACCCGUGAGGCCUGGGCGGUGGUACGAGGACUGCCCGGCGCUUGGUCCUCUGGACAAGGCCCUCAGCCAGUCCCCGUUUCAGGCCUCUGAACAUAUCCAGGGACAGGGCUCAAGAAAACGUGCGAGGACACAGCCCACCGCACCAGGCGGCCAGCAGCAGCCUGGCCCCUCGCCGUCUGGCCUCAGGCCUCUCUCUGCAGGCUCCUGACCCGAGGGCCGCCCUGGGACGGAGCUGGCUGGGACCUGGGAACCAGGAUGACUGGUAGGAGGCUGUUUCUAUCUGCCACCAGAAUCACCUCAGUAGAGUGAGACCAGUGAGUCCCAGACCCGUCUGACACAGUGGCGACGUUCCAGUGAAGAGACUGGACGGCCAGGGCUGGCUUGGGUAAGGGGGUACAGGCAAGAGGAGGGAACCCACCGGGAAACGGGAUGCAGGCGAGGCCGCGAGCAGAGCCCACAAACUCCAGAGGGGGCACACAGGGGGCCCCCUUCCUGUUUUUAGGCUUAAGAGCAGAGUAAAGGCUGAUAAGUCACGAGGAUCCUGGGACCCGAUGGGGCCGACAGGGGGAGUCCUCCCUCCCUGGGGGCCGAGGUUCAGGCAGGAGUUUGGGCCUGGGAGCCUGGCUGCCCGGCAACCUCCUCUACUGGCCAGGAGAGGUCGCUCCUCAGACAGACGGCACAGAAAACAGCUAGCAGUCACCAGGCAACUCAUCUUCAAUCCCCGGUAAUCACCACAAAUGGGAAGGGUUUCCAGUUUUGCCUUCAGAGCCUGAGACAGUCAGUAUUCCACACUAUGCAUUGUGAGCGGCUAACAGAAUUCUCUCCGAACUUUCCGAGAUGAUUUACCUCUAGGUUACAACCCAGUGAUGAGGAAACAGGGACGGGGCCAAAACCCGCUUCACACCUGAGUGCUGGGAGGCCUCGGCAGCCACUCUCUGCACCUGGGCUCUGCCACCUGGCUCACCGCCAGGAUGGCCAGAAGAGCCGGGAGCACUCCUGGGGGGACAGCUGCCCAGGACUGUCUUGUAGGUAAUUAGUAGGGACAAAGGGAGCAGCCAAGCGGAGAGCAGGCUGUGGCGGUGUUUGCGCUGAUCCCACAGAACCUGCAGGAAUGCCAGCGCUGUUUACAGAAAGCCUCUCUCCAAACAGAAACCCGGGCCGGCACAUUCUUUUGGCUUCUCUGGUCUAAUUGUCCCACAGGACAAUUUAACAACUAGUUUGAAGGCAAACAGUGUUAACUGAUGUGCUGCGGCCCCAGGGCAGGGCGGCCUUGGCCACCAGCCACUCCCAACCACUGAACCCGCAGGCUGCCUACGGCGAGGAGAGGCUGCAGAGGCUUCUGGUCUACGCCCAGAAGCCCCCUGCCCCUCACACAGGCAGCCUCGGGCUUCGGGGACCCCCGAGGUGACGGGCCAGGACUGAACACCGCACUGGCCACAUACCCCUUGACCCUCAGCAUCGAGCCCUUCGCACUGUCCCUUCCCCACAAGCCAAAGGCCCAAGCACCCCACCCCCACCCCCAGUGUGGGCAGGACAAGUGGGAGCCCAGAACAGCCCCACCCAGAGCACCUUGGGACGCUGAUCCCAUCUGGGGACCUCUGGGGUGAGCUCAGGGCCUAAGGGGUCUGGAGCACAGAGGGUCACUCAGGAAGACGCCACCUCCGGUGUCCGGGGGCAGCUCAGGUCAGGCUGCUCACUGGGCAAAGCGGUGGCCUCCCCCAGAGUGGGCAGAGCGUGUCCUGUUACCAGCUGCCAGCACAGAGAACGUGGAGCCUCCGUAAGUGCACGUCACAGCAACGUCAGACAGAGGAGGCCGAGCCCCGAGGUCUGGCCCCACGCUAUCUCCUCCUGGCAUCUCACCCUGGCGCGAGCAGCUGCCAGGCAGCACGCCAGGGCCCUCUCCCAGCCAGGGCGCUUCCUGCCCUCCUGCCCUCUAAACCAUGAGCUCAGCUUCAGGGGAGGGCGGCGCAGUCUACCUGUGUCCCCACGGUCCGGGGGUAGGACGGCCCUCGUGACACUGGCCCCCACCACAGCCUGCCCCGGGACUCCCUGGAGAGGGCUGCCUGAUUAGCGUCAGGAUAACCGUCCACCCAAGCGCUGCACCACUCCUGUGUCACCAAGGAAGGGAUGAGAGCACCGGGGUUCCUAUGCGAGGUCUGAGAACCCCAGUUGGGACAGUGACCCCUGGGGAACCCCGCUGGGCCGGCCCUGGAGG
Rhinolophus ferrumequinum (greater horseshoe bat) is the source of this 17256-nucleotide messenger RNA. RefSeq names its product dynein axonemal heavy chain 17 (gene DNAH17). Gene Ontology annotation, molecular function: dynein intermediate chain binding; dynein light intermediate chain binding; ATP binding. Lineage: Eukaryota; Metazoa; Chordata; Mammalia; Chiroptera; Rhinolophidae. The coding region runs from base 812 to 14200 and encodes 4462 amino acids. Gene Ontology annotation, cellular component: dynein complex. The transcript is spliced from 83 exons. Gene Ontology annotation, biological process: microtubule-based movement. The record is from RefSeq and is a predicted model, not a curated record.